CAAUCCUCCGAUCGAAGAGCUUCUUCCUCCUCCAGACAAUUCUUUCCUGCACAUUCAUGGCUGAAGAUAUUGAUGUUCCUCAGUAUUUCGUAUGCCCCAUUUCCCUUCAGAUCAUGACAGACCCUGUAACAGUCAUUACAGGCAUCACAUACGACCGAGACUGCAUCGAGCACUGGCUAUUCCACGCCAAGAACACCACCUGCCCUGUAACCAAACAGCCUCUCCCCAAAGACUCCGAGUUAACUCCAAAUCACACAUUACGCCGGUUGAUCCAGGCGUGGUGCACAGACAAUGCCUCCAAAGGCGUGGAUCGAAUUCCGACUCCGAAACCGCCUCUCAGUAAGGCUCAAGUCGUGAAGCUGCUCAAGGACUUUUCAGACCCGAAGUUCCAGCUUAAGAUCAUCAGGAAACUGGAGCUGCUUGCUACCGAAAACGAAGGUAACCUAAAAUAUAUGGCGGAAGCCGGUGUGGCAAAAACCAUGCUGUUAUUCAUCGUAACAUGCUGUAAAAAUGGUAGGGUAGAUGGUUUGGAAGAAGCACUCAGCGUGCUUCACUUUGUUCGGAUUCCGCCCGAUGAAUUAAACCAUCUUUUGUUAGCGAACAGUCAGAUCAUGGACUCGUUGACCUGGGUUUUAAGCCGCGAAAUGGAGAACCAAAUCGCGGUGAACACCCACGUCAUGUUGGUUCUCAAGUCCAUAAUUCAGAAGGUGAGUUCUAGCGUGCUAGAAACUCUCAACCCAGAAAUUUUCAGGAUCCUUUUAGGGGUUUUGAGAAAAGGUGCAGUCACAAAGCAAGGCACCAAUGCGGCUUUACAAGUGAUGCUAGAUACUUGUCGCUGUGGAAGCAAUCGAGUCAAAAUGGUUGAAUCCGGCGCAGUUUAUGAGCUUAUUGAUCUCGAAUUUGGUGAUGCAUUUCACGAAAAGAAAACUACUGAGCUCGUUCUGGGGAUACUGUUCCAUCUGUGUUCUUGUGCUGAAGGGAGAGCUCAGUUUCUUUGUCAUAAAGCAAGCAUAUUUGUAGUUUCCGAGAGGAUCUUAAGGGGUUCGCAGGCGACCGACGAUCGAGCUGUUCUGAUUCUUUACUUGAUAAGCAAGUACUCUGGAAAUAAGAUGGUGCUUCAGGAAAUGUUGGAGGUUGGAGCAGUGAAGAAGCUUAUAAUGCUGAUCCAAGUCGACUGUGCUCCAUAUUUGAAAGAAAAAGCAAGGGAAAUUAUUAGUUCACAUUCCGGUGAGUGGAAGAACUCUCCUUGUUUCCCUCGCAGCUCUGUCACGGGCCAUAGUAUAAUUAUUGAUGGAUAAUACGUGCCAUUUUUUCAUCCGAUCCGAGAAGAUUAUGCUCAAUUACCAUUAUGUUUAGAUUUAAAUCAUUUAAUGGUAGUUAAACAGGAUUAAUUAUUAUUGUAUUGAUAGACA
Molecule: messenger RNA, 1412 nt
Organism: Argentina anserina (silverweed cinquefoil)
Lineage: Eukaryota; Viridiplantae; Streptophyta; Magnoliopsida; Rosales; Rosaceae
Product: E3 ubiquitin-protein ligase PUB24-like
Exons: 1
Coding region: 57-1298 (413 amino acids)
Biological process (GO): protein ubiquitination
Molecular function (GO): ubiquitin protein ligase activity
Source: RefSeq, a predicted model, not a curated record